CUUCACUUUCGUUUGCUCAAGUCGUUGGCCAGUUCCCGCUUGUCUAAUGUCAAGAUAGCUAACACCCAGUUUCGAUUACAGACAAGCGUCAGACGCCCUCGAACUACAUCCCCCUCGGAGUGUUGUUCUGUAAAUAGGAUCGAUACAAGACCUGUCCGACAAUACACUACACAGAGAGAGAUACAACAUCUGAGACAAAAUCCACAGACACUGGCUGCGGCAUGCAGCAACACUGCCGCCACAAUGGAUUGGACCUUAUUGCACCAGAAAGGACGCCUAGCAUGUCCCAAGCAACCGCUUCCCGAAAGACGUUACUGGAUCGGCGUGUUAAGGCAUACGCAUUCUCCCGAACAGGAAUUACGGGAGAGCGACUUUCUCUGGAUACUAGGUCAUUCUAAAAUUACCAUCGCCCAAACUGCUGCGCAAUACUCCCUGAAAAACCCUGGUGUGGACUUUGAGCUUAAGGCGCGUGAGGUGUUGACGCCUUCUACCAAAAUGAAAGAGCUAAAUGAAUUCAAUGACAACUUAGUCAUUCUUCAAGCCGUCGAAAGGUCCACACGGGUACCGUUGCAGCCCAUCAUCAAUCGUCAGCUGCCGUCACAGGCAGUUCAAGAUAGUUCGGCGACUUCAACAGCAGCCAAGCAACCGUCUCUCACCUUGUUGAACACGCCACAGAAGAGAUCAGGGUCCAUUGUGCGGAUGACAGCUGCAAUGGCUACACCAACCUAUAAGACUGCGCCAUUCUCGCCUCUUCGAACCUCUGCCGUACAUCCGUCCUCCACGAACGACCAUCCGAGCUUACCACACACCUCGAUGCUGUCACCGUCGGUGAACUCUCUCGCUGCCUCCAUUGCUUCUACCUCUCCGGUAACUGCGCCGUUCAGCGGAUAUGAUGUAAUGCCUCCCAUGACGUCCCCGCUGGGAAGCGCACCCCGCCCCGAUAUCAUGAAUGAGCACAGACUCUCUCCUCUCCCAAUGCCGUCUCAUCCCACGGCCGAACCUGAAGAAGACCCGCUGGUUUCAGCUCCAACCAUGGACCCUGAUUCCCAACCGGCUGAUUCUCAACCGGCCUUCGAUCCGUCGGAUGUGUUUGCUGAAGAUUCUGAAUCACAAAUGCGUACGGGCAUCGAAGAAAGACCGGCAUUUGACUGCAUUCGGACACUUAUCGAAGAACAGAAUCCAGAGCUACUUGAGACAGGCGUAACUCAUGCCAGGAAAGUGCUGGACGCUCUUAAAGACACAUUCUCAAAGCAUGGAAAUAAUGAAGAAGCGAGAACCUGGAUGAACGCCAUUGAUAAACUCAGAUCGCAGGCUGAGCGAAAGAAAACGGUAGUCGGCGUGGUAGGAAACACCGGAGCUGGAAAGAGCAGCGUCAUCAAUGCUAUGCUUGAUGAAGAGCGCCUGGUCCCGACAAAUUGCAUGCGUGCAUGCACCGCUGUUGUAACAGAGCUUUCAUGGAAUAACAGCAACGAUCCCACCGAGAAAUAUCGUGCGGAAAUCGAAUUUAUCAACCAUGCUGAUUGGGAAAAGGAACUCAGUGUUCUGCUCAAAGAGUUCCUCAACGAAGAAGGCAAAGUCCUCAGAGAAAUUAGCGAUCAGAACUCUGAGGCGGGAGUCGCCUGGGCGAAGUUUCAUGCAGUAUACCCGAGAAUAACACAGAAUAUGCUGGCAGACUACACAGUGGAGAAGCUCAUGGCCGAUCGAUCGGUGCAGAAAGUUUUAGGUACCACCAAAAGAAUCAGAGAAUCCGACCCGAAGCCGUUUUAUAGCGAACUGCAGCGUUAUGUUGACAGUAAAGAGAAGGCCACAGGAAAAGGCAGUAGAGAAAAGAACUUACAGGCAGGCAUGGAGUACUGGCCUUUGAUCAAGGUCGUGAAAAUCUACACCAAGUCGCCGGCUCUGUCUACAGGAGCCGUGAUUGUCGACCUUCCCGGUGUCCACGAUUCCAAUGCCGCUCGAAGUGCAGUGGCUCAGGGCUAUAUGAAGCAAUGCACUGGCCUCUGGAUUGUUGCACCCAUCAAUCGCGCAGUGGAUGAUAAAGCUGCUAAAACCCUGCUCGGAGACUCUUUCAAACGACAACUCAAGUACGACGGCGGUUUCUCGAGUGUGACUUUUAUCUGCUCCAAAACUGACGACAUAUCGGUGACGGAGGCCGAGGAGAGCUUAGGGCUAGAAGACCAGAUUUCAGGAUUGCGCGAUGAAGAGCGUAAGCACAACCUAGGAGUGGAGACUCUGGAAAGAAAGAUAAAGGAUCUUAAGGAAUCCAAGGCUGUCUACGGCGAGGCCUAUGAAAGCGCUGUCGACGCGAUGGAAGCGUGGGACAAGCUGAGGGACCAGCUGAUCAAGGGCGAAACUGUUUUUGCCCCGGUCGAGAAUAGGAGUAAGAGGAAGAGGAAGUCACCGUCUCUCGAAUCUCGGAAGCGUCCACGCAGCGGUUACGACUCCGACGACGGCUUCAUUGUUCCCGACGAUUGGUCCAAGACAAACUCCGAUACAGAUUCCGAUUCUGACUCGGAAAGCUCAGAGCCUCCACGUAGACCACUGACCUCGCAGGAAAUUGAAGACAAACUCGAGGAAUUGAGGGACACGAAGAACAAUGCACGCCGUCAGCGCAAUCAACUUCAACAGCAGAUAAAGGACACUGUCAAAGAACUCGAAGAAGUCGAAAAGAAGCUUGCUAAUGUCCAGGCGGAAAUCAAUGCCAUCUGCAUAGCCGGGCGGAAUCAAUACUCCAAAAGCGCAAUUCAACAGGACUUUGCCGCAGGUAUCAAGGAGAUCGACAUGGAGAAUGCCGCGGAAGAAGAUGAAGAGAACUUUGACCCUGAUGUCGACAUACGUGACUAUGAUGAAGUUGCAAAGUCGUUGCCUGUAUUCUGCGUCAGCAGCCGAGCAUAUCAGAAGCUGUGUGGUCGUUUUAAGAAAGAUGGCUCUGUUCCUGGUUUCAAGACGCUCGAGGAGACUGAGAUACCACAACUGCAGGCUCACUGCAAAAAGUUGACCGAAGCUGGAAGGAUACAGAGCUGUAGAGCAUUUCUGCUCAGCCUGAUCCAGCUCCUGAAUACUUUUUCGAUAUGGGCGACUGAUGAAGGAUCGGGCCUCAAGCUUAGUGAUGAGGAGAAGAAGGCGCAGGUAAAGUAUUUGAAUUGGCGUCUAACGGAACUUGAAAAGGGCCUGGAGAAAGCUGUCGAGGCUUGCAUCAAAAUGGUCAAAAAGGACAUUGAACAUCAGAUAUUCGACAAAUCUCCCGAAGUCAUUGAGGAGGCCAUCAAUGCAGCCCCCAAUACCGCAGCCGGUUGGGGCGCCCAUAGAAACGACGGAGGUCUGUUCUAUCCGACUUACAAGGCAACAGUACGACGCGACGGAGUCUAUUCAGGCGCCGCUGGACCUCGAGACUUCAAUGCUGAGCUCGUCGAACCUAUCACGAAGAAACUUGCGACUGGUUGGGAAAGGACGUUCCAGACCCGCCUACCGAAGGCGUUUGAGCUGUAUAUCAGGGACUCAAACACGAUAUUGCGCCGUUUCCAUGAUACAGUGGAGGAACGAGCGAGAGAAAAUGGAGUGGGUUUGGCAAACCUUGCUAUGUUGAAGACGCAAAUCUACACCUACGAACAGCUGUUCAACGAGCUUUACAACGUCCUAUUCACCUCGAUGACGGAGCUACAAAGGGAUGCCAACAGGGACUUUACUCCCGUGAUUGUUUCCGCAAUGCGCGCAGCAUACGAUAUCUGCACUGCCGAAUCAGGUACGGGAUGCUUUAGGCGCAUGAAAGCACACAUGGCCAAUCACAUCGAGCAAGCCCGGCACCACAUGUUCAGGGAAGCCGUAGAAUCCGUACGAAAUCACCUGAACCUUAUGUGCAAGAGCCUGCAAAAGGUUAUGGAGGACAAGGCUGAUAGCAUUUUCGUUGCCAUGCGUCACGACUACUUAAACGUGCUUGGUGGCGUGAAGAUCGAUCAGGCGCAGGUAAUGUCGAAAGAGGAGCGGGCGUUGAGGGGCGAAAUCAAGCAGAUCUUGAUGGGGUUGGAUGAGAGGUUUAGGGCUGUUCUUGAUGGCACUUUCGUCGACACGGAAGAAUCUGCCGGGGAGGCUCAAACAGGACCAAGUGAUGGUGCUGAUACUGACCCUAGUAGCGGUAUCCGGGAACAGAUGGACGUCGAUGAACAGCCGCCAAGUGCCGCCAACGGGCAACCAUUCUCAGCAGAGCAAGCGGCUCCGAGCACUCCGGUGCAGGAACAGAGUCCAAUGCAGCAACAGACUCCAAUACCAGAGCAAAUUCAGCAGCUUCAUGGCACCAGUGGCAUUAGUCAUGACGACAACCAGGAAGAGUCUCAGCUGGAACUAUAAGCAGGAUCGACCACGGCUCCGUGGAAGCUUACAACACGAACACUUGGGAAGGAUGACGCAGUUGCUGCUUUUUCAACUGGUAUCUGCGCUCAACAGGUUCUUAUUCAGCGACCAUUUUCCCUUUGAAUAUCUUCUUCUCUUGUUUCAUGUAUUAUACUACUUUGGGGUGGUUCUUUGCACACAGCAUUCAUUAUCAUUGCAUGUGUUAGCAGGACUGGGAGGAGAUAUUUCUGUAUUUUCGAAGGUCACACUUUGGAUAGCGGUUAGUGGUUUCCGAGUUCCUAGAGCCAGUUAGGACCACCAACAGUGGGAAAUGGAAUAACUCUGAAGGAAAGAAAGACUUCAUUUGGUUGACCUCGCGAUAUUAUGCUCGUGAGCCAUGACAAUCGCCUUGU
Molecule: messenger RNA, 4739 nt
Organism: Westerdykella ornata
Lineage: Eukaryota; Fungi; Ascomycota; Dothideomycetes; Pleosporales; Sporormiaceae
Exons: 4
Coding region: 244-4344 (1366 amino acids)
Source: RefSeq, a predicted model, not a curated record